AUGCGGUCCUUCUUCAAGGCGCCGCUGCUGCUGCUGGCAGCGGCCGCCGCCCUCCUAUCGCCAGCCCAGGCCGAGAGGAGGCUGGAGUCGCUCGCUCUCAGCACCUGUCAGGACAACUCAGGCUUCUCCGCCUCCCUUUUCAAGGUCGUCUUCACCCCCAACAACAACACCGCCUUUGUCUCCAUCGUCGCCACCUCGUCCAUUCACAGCUACGUCACCUUUGACGUGACUGUCACCGCCUACGGUUAUCAGAUCAUCCGCCAGACGGUCGAUCCCUGCAAGACGACGCUCUCUGGUCUCUGUCCCAUGGUGGCCGGCAAGAUUCCGCUCGACUUGAACCUCAACCUCGGCGACAGUGCCGCUUCGCAGAUUCCCGGCAUCGCCUACACCAUCCCAGAUCUCGACGCCAAGGUCCGUGUUCUCGUUAACAACACAGAUGGCUCCGGUGCCGUCGCCUGUGUCGAGGCCGACAUCUCCAACGGAAAGACGGUCGACUUGGCAGGCGUCAAAUGGGCCACGGCCAUUAUUGCUGGCCUGGCCCUCAUCUCCUCGGCCAUUGUCAACGGUCUCGGCCAGUACAACACGGCCGCCCACGUUGCCGCCAACUCCCUCUCGCUUUUUGGUUACUUUCAGUCUCAGGCCAUUGUCGGUCUCACCAGCGUCAAGAUGCCCCCCAUCGUCAUGGCUUGGACCCAGGAUUUCCAGUGGUCCCUUGGCAUCAUUCGUGUCGGCUUCCUCCAGGAUCUCACCACCUGGUAUCAGCGCGCUACAGGCGGCAAGCCUUCCACCAUCUUUGAUAACAUGCUCACCCGCUCCGUACAAGUCCAAAAGCGAGGUCUCGACAUGGCUGAGGCUACCGUCAACACCGGCGUUGACUUGUUCAACCGAGCUGUCGCCAUGGCCCCCAAGGUUGUCCACUCCCUUGCCAAGCGCGCCAAUAUUGAGACUAGCCAGGGCACUUACAUUGUCUACGGCAUCCAGCGUGUUGCUUUCCGCGCCAAGAUUGAGACGACCAACCUCUUCAUGACUGGUCUCAUCUUCUUUGUUCUCUUUGGCCUCUGUACCGUACUCGGCGUUGCCGCUUUCAAGGGCAUUUGCGAGCUACUUGCUAAGAACCAAGUCAUGAAGAACGACCGCUUCCUGGAUUUCCGCAACGGCUGGCUCACCGUGCUCAAGGGUGUCCUCUACCGUGUAGCCCUUCUUGGUUUCCCGGGCGUCACACUGCUCUGCCUUUGGGAAUUCACCCAAAUUGAUUCGCCUGCUGAAGUCGUUUUGGCCGUCGUCUUCCUCUUUGGUCUCAUCGUUACGCUCGGCUGGGGUGCUAGCAAGGUCAUUCGCAUUGCCCGCCGCUCCAUCGCCAUGCACAAGAACCCGGCCUACAUUCUCUUCUCUGACCCUCAGGCUCUCAACCGCUGGGGUUUCCUCUACAUGCAGUUCCGCGCCCCUGCCUACUACUUCAUCGCCCCUGUCCUUGCCUACAUCCUCGUCAAGUCGAUGGUCAUCGCCUUUGGCCAGGGAAAUUCCGUUGCACAGGCCAUCUGCCUCAUCGUUGUUGAAGCCGGCGCUCUCAUUGCAGCCUCUGUCAUGAGACCUUGGAUGGAUAAGCCUACCAACUCGUUCAACAUUGCCAUUUGUGUCAUCAACUUCCUAAACGCCAUCUUCCUCCUCAUCUUCUCCAAUAUCUUUAGCGCUCCUCCGUUGAUGGUUGGUGUUGUCGGCGUCAUUCUGUUUGUUCUCAACGCCUCCUUUUCACUCAUCCUGCUCCUGAUGGUUAUUGUGUCCACCACUGUGAGCUUUAUCCGCAAGAACCCCGACGCCCGCUACCAGUACAUGGCCGACGACCGUGCUUCUUUUAUGAAGUCUCAGACCCAGCUCAACGCCACCACCGAGCUUGAUGCUCUUGGUGCCACGGCGCGAGGUGACAAGAUGGGAGGCUACAAGGCCCCUCUUGACCUCGAUGACGACCACGACUCUCUUGUCGACGCUGGCCGCAAGGAUCCCUUCUCAUCCAACAACCAGUCGCAAACCUCGUUUCACCAGGGCGGACAGGGCCCCAGAUCACCCGUCAACCCUUCUAUGCCUCUGUUCCCCGGUGCUCGGUCUGAGAGUCCAUAUCGCUCGCAGUCACCAGGGCCUGGCCAGUCCAACCCCUUUGGCAACCAAUCUCUGGGACCUUCGCCGCAAAGGGGACCUAUCCCUAACCGCGGGCCGUCUCCGCAGCAUGGCCGCGCACCCUCACCACAGAUGAGCCGCGGACCGUCACCUCAACUGCAAAGCCGUGGGCCUCCUCCACAGCAACGUCCUCCGCCUCCCAGCCAAGGCAACUAUAGACAGCAAAACUCGUCCAGGUAA
Cordyceps militaris CM01 is the source of this 2352-nucleotide messenger RNA. RefSeq lists its product as uncharacterized. Gene Ontology annotation, biological process: fungal-type cell wall biogenesis; transmembrane transport. The transcript has a single exon. Lineage: Eukaryota; Fungi; Ascomycota; Sordariomycetes; Hypocreales; Cordycipitaceae. The record is from RefSeq and is a predicted model, not a curated record. Bases 1 to 2352 code for a protein of 783 amino acids.